AUGCUACAGCUGCGGGAUUCGGUGGACUCGGCGGGCACAAGCCCCACAACGCUGGUCCCGACCCACGGGGGCGUGGGAGUGACGGCGUCGAGCACGGGGCUCGGGCCGGGCGGCGGGGCUGGGGGCAGGACCCCGUUGCGCCAGACACUGUGGCCGCUCAGCGUCCACGAUCCCACGCGCCGAGCCCGCGUCAAGGAGUAUUUCGUGUUCCGGACUGGGACCAUUGAACAGGCCGUAGAGGACAUCCGCUUAGCUGUCUUGCCCAUGGAUGAUGGAGAGGUGCAGGGUGUGUGGCUGCUGGCUGAGGUUGACCAUUGGAACAACGAAAAGGAACGACUUAUUCUCAUCACAGAUCAAUCCCUUCUGAUCUGUAAAUAUGACUUCAUCAAUCUACAGUGCCUGCAGGUGGUUAAAAUAUCAUUAAAUGCAAUUGAUACCAUUUCCUACGGACAGUUUGAGUUUCCUCCUAAGUCACUGAAUAAGCGAGAAGGUUUCGGCAUUCGAAUUCAGUGGGAUAAGCAAAGCCGCCCCUCCUUCAUAAAUAGAUGGAAUCCCUGGUCCACAAAUCUACCAUAUGCUACUUUUAUAGAGCAUCCAAUGGCAGAUGCCGAUGAGAAGAUUGCAUCUCUUUGCCAAUUGGGAAGCUUCAGGGCUCUGUUAAUUCAAGCCGUCAAGAGGGCCCAGAAGGAAUUCCCCUUACCAGGUCGGGCCAAUGGGUUGCUGGUCUUGGAGCGCCCUCUUCUCAUCGAGACCUACGUGGGGCUCAUGUCCUUCAUCAACAAUGAGGCCAAGCUGGGCUACUCUAUGUCAAGAGGCAAAAUCGGCUUCUAAACUUCCUAUUUCACAAUCCACUUGCUAUAGAAGUUGUCAUUUGAGUGUUAUAACAAAAGGAGAUGGAGGGCUCAGGGUGUGAUCUUAUGUCGAAGGAUAUGUAAUGGUUUCUCACCUCUAGGUUAUGAGUAGUAAAGUGAAUUACAGACUUCAGAUAAUGGACACUCGACAACAAUACAAGCUAUACACAAAGGGCAAAUUGAAUCCAGUUGUCAGUUGUAUUAGCUGGUAUUUUAUUUUCUAAUGACUUCUAGUGCUUUUUCUUGAGUGUGUGGAUUUUUGCUUCUUUUGACAUUUCCCAAUGCAGCUACUCUAGCAUGUUCAUACAAAGGUGAGAAUGACGUCAUUUAGAAUGGAAUGUGAGGUUAAUCGUCUCUACAGGGAGAGGUACCUGCUGUCCAGUGCCUGUAGCCACAAAUGUUUACACUUACUUAGUGUCAAUUGUAAUAUUUUAAAGCUUCAUCUUUUUUUUUUUUCCUUUUUAGGAAGCCAAAUGCAAAAGUAGCCAACAGACUGGUCCACUCUAGCUGGACUGAGUCUUUGCCUUGGUUAGCUACUGUUGGGGGUGACAGUAGCUGUUAUGUAAAUAUAAGUUUGGUCUGAAGUCAAACUUUUUCUAGAAUGAAUCUAAAUUGUGUUCCUAUUUAUGAUAACCGUAUAAUACAGGCCCAAAGAGGUUUUUUGGGGAAAAAAAGUCACUUUUAUGACAAUUUAACUGAUUUUACUAGUCACCUUGAUAAUUCUUUGCACAUGAUUUUAUUAACAUAUAUGCUAAGUUUUUUAUUGCCAUAUGAAUAUUUAAAAGGGAAUGGGUUCACUUUGCUCUGCGAGUACUGCAUUUUGUAAAGGACUCCUGUUAGAUUAGCAUUAAGCAACUAAUGUCUAAUAUGGUUUUCCUUGUGUCUGUCUGUAGCUCAGAAUACUGCACUCACUUUAGCCAAGCUUUAGUGUCCUGGUGUGAAGAAUCUAGUCCAAGAUGAUAGUCUUUUACAAAUAAAUUAUACAAAUAGAAUGAUUGCUAGACUUCUUAGAAGAAUAAGGAAUCCUGUCUGCCACAAAACACAAUUUACUCUUUGUAAACUUUACAUGCUAUCUAACCAGCCUCUUGGUUUGUGUGUCCCUGUGUGUUUGAGCCCUUCGUUUUUAAGCCUCUACUUUAAUUGUCAGCUUGUAAAAGACUGGCAUGUAUGUGUCUGGAAUGCAACACUGCAUGUCCAAAAUAGGAAGACUGUUUGAGAAAAUCAUUGUGUCUCGCUUCUGUUUCUAAAUCUUGUAGUAAAGAUACUCCAACUUUA
This is a messenger RNA of Gracilinanus agilis (Agile Gracile Mouse Opossum), 2126 nucleotides long. It is a transcript of the gene TPRG1L, whose product is annotated as tumor protein p63 regulated 1 like. The transcript has 5 exons. The coding region runs from base 1 to 831 and encodes 276 amino acids. The record is from RefSeq and is a predicted model, not a curated record. Gene Ontology annotation, cellular component: synaptic vesicle; cytoplasm. NCBI's taxonomy places the organism in Eukaryota, Metazoa, Chordata, Mammalia, Didelphimorphia, Didelphidae.